AGGUCUUUUCAGUUAUGGUCAAAGAGAUGGCUAAAUGGUCAUUAGGAAAUGAUUUGCAGUAGAACUCUGACCAAGCAAGGGAAAAGGAAAGAAAAGGGCAGGAUGCAGAAAAGGAACAUGUGCUUUAUGCCUCGUUUUUGAAAAUAACUAGCAAUUAUAAUUACUCACCUUGUUUUACAGCUCAGAAAGAAAGUGGCAUUGCACAAAGCCAUACCAACAUCCGUCGUGAUUAGAAAGUGCUCCACACCUUGGAGAAGAGUGGAGACAUAAGAAUAAUUUCAAAUGCAAAUUAAAUUGAGGGGGUAGCAGAGAGAAUAUAUAAAAGACAGUAAAACAAAACCUUUCCAUUUUCCCAAAUUAGCAGUCUGAUGUGUUCAAAAAAGCACUUCAGCUUAGAUCUCAUACUUAAAGGUUGCAUUUCAUCAUAAUAUAAAAUAGGCAAAUCCAUCAUUUUUCUUUUCUCAGUGUUCUUGGAUCGUAUUUGAAGGGAAAAUUAGAAACUGUUCAUUUUGGCUGGCAGGCUCCGGUGUAGUGCACAGCUCUGUUCCAUGCACUGCAGCAUGAUUGAAGGGGGUCCAUAACUGCUGGAACUGAGCUGAAUUUUUCUCCUUGAAACUAAAGAAACAGCACAUUUAUAUUAUCAAGGAUGGAUUACCCAAAGAUGGAUUACUUUCUGGAUGUUGAAUCUGCUCACAGACUGUUCUACAGUCAAGGAGCUCAAGCUCGCCGGGCGACCCUGCUCCUUCCUCCCACAUUAAUGGCGGCAUCUUCGGAAGAUGAUAUAGACCGGCGGCCCAUCAGGAGAGUGCGGUCCAAGAGCGAUACUCCGUAUCUCGCCGAGGCUAGGAUCUCCUUUAACCUGGGGGCAGCUGAGGAAGUGGAGAGACUGGCGGCAAUGCGCUCUGACUCCCUGGUCCCCGGUACCCACACCCCGCCAAUCCGGAGAAGAAGUAAGUUUGCUAAUCUGGGAAGGAUUUUCAAGCCAUGGAAAUGGAGGAAGAAGAAAAGUGAAAAGUUCAAGCACACAUCAGCAGCCCUGGAAAGAAAAAUAUCAAUGCGACAAAGCAGAGAAGAGCUUAUAAAACGAGGAGUCUUGAAGGAAAUCUAUGAUAAAGAUGGAGAACUUUCAAUAUCCAGUGAAGAGGGAUCAUUGGAGAAUGGUCAAUCCUUGAGCUCCAGCCAGCUUUCACUUCCUGCUCUUUCAGAAAUGGAACCAGUUCCGAUGCCCAGGGAUCCCUGCUCUUAUGAGGUGCUCCAACCCUCAGACAUCAUGGAUGGGACAGUGUCUGAAGAAAGCCCCUCAGCCAGUGAGUCCGGAGCCCUCCUGUCCCAAGAUCCUUCAGCUAAGCCAGUUCUGCUACUUCCCCCAAAAAAAACUGCUGCUUUCCCUGGAGACCAUGAGGAGACCCCAGUGAAACAGUUGCCCCUCCUCAAGCAGCCCCCUGCCCUGCCUCCUAAACCCAUUGCCAGGAUUGCCAACCAUUUAACGGAUCCUGGCGCCCCUGUGAAAUUGCCUUGUUUGCCAGUGAAACUGUCUCCUCCGCUACCUCCAAAGAAAGUCAUGAUUUGCAUGCCUUUAGGAGGGCCAGAACUCUCCCUUGCUUCCUACGCUGCUCAGAAGAGUGCCCAGCAGGCCAUGGCUCAGCAUCACCAUACUGUCCUGCCAUCCCAGUUGCAACAUCAGCUGCAGUAUGGCAGCCACAGCCAGCACCUCCCCUCCGCCUCCAGCUCACUACCUAUGCAGCCAUCAGGUUGCAGGAUGAUAGAUGAAUUGAAUAAGACACUGGCAAUGACCAUGCAGCGACUGGAAAGUUCUGACCAGCGAGUGCCCUGUUCUUCUUCCUACCACAGUUCUAGCUUACACUCGAGUGACGGUGUCACAAAAACAGGACCGAUGGGCCUUCCAGACCUAAGACAAGUGCCAACCGUUGUGAUUGAAUGUGAUGACAAUAAAGAAAAUGUGCCUCAUGAAUCUGAUUAUGAAGAUUCCUCCUGUCUGUACACAAGGGAAGAGGAGGAUGAGGAUGAAGAUGAAGAUGAUGACAGCUCAUUAUACACUAGUUCUUUGGCUAUGAAGGUGUGCCGAAAGGAUUCCUUGGCCAUCAAGCUCAGCAACAGGCCCUCCAAGCGAGAACUAGAAGAAAAAAAUAUUUUGCCCAGGCAGACUGAUGAGGAGAGGCUGGAAUUGAGGCAGCAGAUUGGGACCAAGCUUACCAGGCGACUGAGCCAGAGGCCAACUGCUGAGGAGUUGGAGCAAAGGAACAUUCUGAAACCUCGUAAUGAACAAGAAGAACAAGAAGAAAAACGAGAGAUCAAGAGGAGGCUAACCCGAAAGCUCAGUCAGAGGCCCACGGUUGAAGAACUCCGUGAAAGGAAGAUUCUCAUUCGCUUCAGUGAUUAUGUGGAAGUGGCCGAUGCUCAGGAUUAUGACAGAAGAGCAGACAAGCCCUGGACUCGACUUACUGCUGCAGACAAAGCUGCCAUUCGAAAAGAACUCAAUGAAUUUAAAAGCACUGAAAUGGAAGUUCAUGAAUUAAGUAGACAUCUAACAAGGUUUCAUCGACCGUAGCAGUUGAAUUCCACUUGAGUACUAUGCUGUCUUCAAAACAUGAAUUUAUAAGAACCAUAAGUGCUGGUAUUAUUCACUUCUCCCAUUACCAUGUAAAUCUUCUGAACUGCCUUUUUUUAAAAGAAGAGAAAAGAAGAAAAAUAAACAUAAUGAGGAUUAUAUAUAUAUUAUACAUAUCUGUAAACUUGAUGGUUACCAUUCAGUCAUCAGACCUGCUGACAUAACUUCUGACAGUGAAAUACCCCCCACCCCACCCCUGGCAGGGCCAAGGACAACAGCUUGGCGUCCUCAUUUUAAGACUUUCUGGCAUGUGGAUGUGUCCUAUUUGUCCAAGCCCAGCUGGUAACUGCAUUCAUUCUGUCUUCAGCCACCCUCAUUCUCGCAAGUUUCUGUCACUCAACUCCAAAGAAAACUGAAUGACUGUACAGAGUAAAAAAGUUCAGAUUAGCCUUUUAAGUAAAAUCCCAAGCACUUAAACCAAAUGUGGCUUCUGGUUUGGGAAGCACCUUAGGAGGAGGAAGCAGUUGGGGAGUGCUGCUCUUAGUGACCCCUUUCCUUACCAUUCCUUCCAUCCCAUACCUGUCUCCAUCCUCCAUACACUAAACACAAAGGAAAGCCCUUUUCUACCUGAGUUUAUAAUCAACUAUUGGUCACAAGAGGGGUGUGCACUUUGAGGAGCUGAAAGUUCAUCCUGGAUAACUGGUAGAAUUAUCUCAGACCAAAGCUGUCUCCUUCCAGCAAAAUUUGCUUAAAAUGAAUAAAGUCAGCAUAUUUAUUUAUUAAUGAAAAUGGAUGAUCCCCAAUUGUUAAGAAAUCAGAAUGCCACUGGCAUUCUCUCUCACACAUACAUAAUAACUGAAUGUUAUUAAGGUACAAUGGUUAUAUAGGCAUGUAUUUAUAAAACUUGCUUUAUGGACACAAUGGUCUACCUAGCCACCCUGCUUGGCUUCUGUUCUCAAUUUUCCUAAUGUGCUCCAAUGUUGGUUUUUGUAAAGUGCACCAUUUCAAGAUUAUGUAUGUCUUGGAAGUGAAGUGGGCACAGCAACAAAGCCUGAAGGGCUGGAAACAAGAGUUCAUGCCGCCACCAUUGGUCCUUAAAUAACAGAUGGGCCCCUCCUCCAAAAACACCACAUUUGGCUUUCAAUUCCCUCAUCUUUUGCUUUGAAGAGUUCUCUUGGAGGCACAUUGGUAAUUCUAUGUGAGCUCAGCAUGCAUCAGAACUGUACAGCUAAGAACACCAGCCAUCCCAUGGUGCACCCUCUUGAUCCUUUAAAAUCAGCAUCAUUUUUUUUCCCAACUCUUUUAUAAUGCAAAUAAGAAUGAGUUGAUUUACAAAAUGCUUGGCCUAAUUGGCCAGUAAAAAAGAAAAUGCACUAAUCUUGAGGGAAUAUGGAUCUCUCAAUGCAUUAUGAUGAAAAGACGCAACUCUUAAACAAUCUCUGACAGUGGACAUAGCUACUGUCCUUGAGGGAGUCAUAUUUACUUUAAUUUUGUUUCUGAGAGAGCCAAUAAGUCCGGAAUAAUAAAGCUCUCUACCCAGAUAUGUGUGAAAA
Antechinus flavipes (yellow-footed antechinus) is the source of this 4122-nucleotide messenger RNA. RefSeq names its product phosphatase and actin regulator 1 (gene PHACTR1). Gene Ontology annotation, biological process: cell motility; stress fiber assembly. Gene Ontology annotation, molecular function: actin binding. The coding region runs from base 647 to 2569 and encodes 640 amino acids. The transcript is spliced from 15 exons. The record is from RefSeq and is a predicted model, not a curated record. NCBI's taxonomy places the organism in Eukaryota, Metazoa, Chordata, Mammalia, Dasyuromorphia, Dasyuridae.